AUGCGCGUCAACAACACAGUGCUGCUCAGCCUUGCGCUGGUCAGUUCGUCGGUUGCCUCAUCACUCCCCGGCAGCCAGUACUUCUUCUCAAAUCCCUCAGCAGACGCGACCUCGGGCUUCCGCAUCCCCACUGUACACGAGUCUGCUAUUCAAGCACGCCGUAUUCUUCAUCUUGAAAAUAUUGGCACAUUAUCGACUGUUUUCCCAAGCGAGAAUGCAUUUCAACCUCUUGAGCAGCGACCCAGUGGCCUCGGGGGUGUUCCCAUCGGCUUGAUGGACUACUAUGCCGACUGUGAGCCUGACAGUGGCAACCCCACCAUCCUUGCUUUGGACAUUGCUACCUCAUUCAAGAACGUGGCAGCCGGCAGUAAUAUCACUCUGAGCCUACGUUGGCACCCACAGGACGGCAAAUGGCAUAGCGCUGCUAGCUUGCCCAGAUUCUCUCUUGUUGGUCACCUCGAGGACAUUGACGAUGAUGCCUCAAAGGUUGGUCUGGCCACCUGCUUCGUCAAAAAUCAUCCAGAUGCUGCAUACUGGCUGCCAGGCAAUCGUAUCCAUACAAGCCGCUGGGUUAGACUUGUUGUAGAGGACAUCUACUGGAUUGGUGGCUUCGGAGACCGCGCCUAUAUUGGUUGGAUCCCUGUUGAGGCAUACCAAAAUGUCACGCAACAAGAUAUUGACGAUUGCAAGUUGCCUGGCGAGAAGUCUUCUUCGUGGGGGUGGUCAGAAUGGCUCUGA
Molecule: messenger RNA, 738 nt
Organism: Aureobasidium namibiae CBS 147.97
Lineage: Eukaryota; Fungi; Ascomycota; Dothideomycetes; Dothideales; Saccotheciaceae
Exons: 1
Coding region: 1-738 (245 amino acids)
Source: RefSeq, a predicted model, not a curated record